This is a messenger RNA of Aspergillus ochraceoroseus IBT 24754, 2083 nucleotides long. RefSeq names its product putative ABC transporter. Gene Ontology annotation, cellular component: membrane. The transcript has 8 exons. The record is from RefSeq and is a predicted model, not a curated record. NCBI's taxonomy places the organism in Eukaryota, Fungi, Ascomycota, Eurotiomycetes, Eurotiales, Aspergillaceae. Gene Ontology annotation, molecular function: ATP hydrolysis activity; ABC-type transporter activity; ATP binding. The coding region runs from base 137 to 2032 and encodes 631 amino acids.
GAUUGCUUUUCGAUCCUCGAGAGUCUUUUCUUUUCUUUUUGCCAUUUUAUUUUCUAUAUAAUACCCCAUUGGCCUGUUUCCUUUUACGAUUGUUAUUAUCUUUACGUGACCUCGUUGUUGUCGUUGCUUUGCGAUCAUGGAAUCCAGCUCCUCCAGCGAAGACCUGGACAACCGCGACCUGGAGCGCAAUGAGGGCCAUGAUUUCCUCAUGAACAAUACCGUUCAGACCUUCUCCUGGAAUGAUCUCACAGUCACCGUUAAAGAUCGUCGGACCAAGCAGCCGCGCAAUCUUAUCGAGGGUAUCAAUGGCACCGUGCAACAAGGUGAACUCGUCGCUUUAAUGGGCCCCUCAGGUUGUGGGAAAACAACCCUCCUCAAUGUCCUCGCCCGCCGCGCUGCCUCAUCCGGGGCCAAGACGUCGGGUUGCUGCUAUAUAAACGGAGGCGAAAUCGACAAUGCGAAAUUCGGACGAAUCACCUCGUAUGUCGAGCAAGAGGAUGCACUGAUCGGGUCGCUGACGGUGCAAGAGACGUUGAAGUUUGCGGCGGAUCUCUCACUACCCAGCUUCGUAACCAAGUCGCAACGCACAGAGCGAAUCAAAACACUGCUGGACGCUUUUGGUAUCCAGAACCAAGCAUCCACCCUCGUUGGCACCCCGAUCCGCAAGGGAAUUAGUGGAGGCCAAAAGAGACGGGUCAGCGUCGCCAGUCAGCUCAUCACCUGUCCCAAGAUCUUGUUUUUGGACGAGCCUACGAGUGGACUCGACUCGACAGCGAGCUAUGAGGUUAUCUCGUACGUGAAGAAGUUGGCGCAAGCCAAUAAGCUUAUUAUUAUAGCUAGCAUCCACCAGCCAUCUACUGCGACCUUCCAGCUUUUCGAUAAGCUGCUGCUUCUUUCCGGGGGGGAAACAUGCUAUUUUGGAGCUGUCAAAACCGCCCCCGAAUAUUUCGACAGGAUUGGAUAUCCUAUUCCCUCCCAGACGAAUCCUGCCGAGUACAUGCUCGAUAUCAUCAGCUCGGAUUUCGUGGCCAACGCAGAAGUUGCGCAAGAUCAAGUGGGAAAAAUCCAAUCUUCAUGGGUUCAGUCUAGGGAGCAAACUGCACUGCGGAGCCAGUUGGCAGACCGCGAGCUUUUGGAAAAGAAGGACCAGAAGGUUGCAGUGGAUGAAGGUAGCCAUCCUGGUCUGCUCAGUAUUACGUCCUCGCUGCUGCACCGCUCAUUUAUCAAGAGUUAUCGCGAUGUUGUGGCAUACGGUAUCCGUAUAGUCAUGUAUAUGGGCCUGGCAAUCAUGAUGGGAACUGUGUGGCUGCGCCUCAAGACCGAACAGGAAUACAUCCAGCCCUUCAUCAACGCAAUCUUCUUCGGAUCGGCCUUUAUGAGCUUCAUGGCCGUCGCGUACGUCCCAGCCUUCCUCGAAGACCGCGCCACGUUCGCCAAAGAACGAGCCAAUGGCUUAUAUGGCUCUCUCCCAUUCAUCAUAUCCAACUUUAUAAUCGGUCUUCCGUUCCUCUUUUUAAUUUCCAUCCUCUUCUCGAUCGUCUCGUACUGGCUCUCCAACUUCCGCCCCAACGCAGAGGCCUUCUUCACCUGGGUCAUGUGGCUCUUCCUAGACCUCGUGGCCGCCGAGUCCCUGGUCGUCUUCGUCACCUCCAUCUUCCCGAACUUCGUCAUUGCCCUGGCCCUCGUCGCAUUCGCAAACGGGCUCUGGAUGAGCGUGGGCGGGUUCCUCGUCUCCCCUACUAUCCUGAACCCGUUCUGGAAAUAUGUCUUCCACUAUAUUGAUUACCAGGCAUACGUCUUCCAAGGAAUGAUGGUGAACGAAUUCGCCUCCCGCAACUAUACCUGCGCCCCUGGCUGCAACUGCAUGUACCAAACCGACCUUGCAUCCCAGUGCCAGAUCCGCGGCACGGGCGUUCUAGAAGCUUACGGCUACGCGACCGGCCGCACCGGGAAAUGGGCCGGUAUUUUGGUUGGGAUCAUUGCCGUGUAUAGGCUUUUGGGGUAUAUUGCGCUUGUUCUACGGAGGUCUUGAUCCCUUCUUCUUUUUUUUUUUUUUCCCCGUUUUUGGGGGUGUCUGUUGUCG